AUGAGGCCUGAGAUUACGGAUGCAGGGGUGACAGAUGAGUACACCCACUAUCAUGCCACACAUCUGAUUGCAUGGAUUUCAGAUCCAUUUGAGUUGAUACCAACUUUUGAGGAUGAGAGGAGGCAACGACGGGGGAGGAGAGGAGGUAGGGGUGGAAGAGGAGGAGGUGGUGCUGGUGGAGGAGGAGGUGGUGGUGCUGGUAUUGGAGGAGGAUAUGGGGGAGAGGGAGAUGGAGGUGGUUUUGGUGGACAAGGAGGAGAUGGGGGAGAGGGAGGUGGUGGGGGAGGUUAUGGUGGAGCAAGAGGAAGUGGAGGUGGUGGGGGUAGGGGUUUUGGGGGUGGAGGUGGAUUUAGAGGUGGAGGUUGUGGAGGGGGUCGAUUAUAG
This is a messenger RNA of Cryptomeria japonica (Japanese cedar), 384 nucleotides long. RefSeq lists its product as uncharacterized. The transcript has a single exon. The record is from RefSeq and is a predicted model, not a curated record. NCBI's taxonomy places the organism in Eukaryota, Viridiplantae, Streptophyta, Pinopsida, Cupressales, Cupressaceae. The coding region runs from base 1 to 384 and encodes 127 amino acids.